Messenger RNA from Cordyceps fumosorosea ARSEF 2679, 1140 nucleotides. RefSeq names its product DNA/pantothenate metabolism flavoprotein. The transcript has a single exon. Gene Ontology annotation, molecular function: phosphopantothenate--cysteine ligase activity. Bases 1 to 1140 code for a protein of 379 amino acids. The record is from RefSeq and is a predicted model, not a curated record. Gene Ontology annotation, cellular component: nucleus; cytoplasm. Gene Ontology annotation, biological process: coenzyme A biosynthetic process. NCBI's taxonomy places the organism in Eukaryota, Fungi, Ascomycota, Sordariomycetes, Hypocreales, Cordycipitaceae.
AUGUCCUCUCCAUCCGUACAGGCCGAAGACGCCUACUUCUCGUCCAACCCGCCGCCGCGGCACCUCGGCGCGCACCUCGCGCAAGCCUCGUCCUUCAUCGCCGAGCACGCCGCCGCGGGCCGCCGCGUGGUGCUCAUCACCUCCGGUGGCACCACGGUUCCGCUGGAGCGGCAGACGGUGCGCUUCAUCGACAACUUCAGCGCCGGCACGCGCGGCGCCACCUCGGCCGAGUACUUCCUCGCCGCCGGGUACGCGGUGCUCUUCCUGCACCGCGAGUUCAGCCUGCAGCCGUACUCGCGGCACUACACGCACGCCAAGGACUGCUUCCUGGACUUUUUAGACGAGGAUGCGGGUGCUGGAGGUGAGGGAGACAGGAGAGUGGUGGUGCGGCACAAGGACCAGGCGCGCAUCCUGGACGUGCUGCGCGAGUACAAGAAGGCGAGGAGGAGCAACAUGCUGCUGAUGCUGCCGUUCGUGACGAUCGGCGACUAUUUGCACGAGCUGAGGGGGAUUGCGCGGCUGAUGCGGCCGCUGGGGUCGAACGGCCUGCUGUACCUGGCCGCAGCCGUGUCCGACUUUUUCGUGCCGCCGGAGCGCAUGGCCGAGCACAAGAUCCAGUCCACCGACGCCGCGCAGGCGCCGCCGCCGCCAACACCAUUGGCAGACCAGCCCGGCGGCGGCACGCCCUCCGACGACGAGCAGCCGGCGUUUGACAACUUUGACGCGCCGCGCGUGCCGCGCUCCAAGCGGCUCGUCGUGGACCUGGACCCGGUCCCCAAGUUCCUGGAGAACCUGGUGGACGGGUGGGCGCCCGAGGGCAUGAUCGUGAGCUACAAGCUGGAGACGGACCCGGCGCUGCUGGUGCGCAAGGCGCGGGCGAGCCUGGACCGCUACCAGCACCACCUGGUGAUUGGCAACCUGCUGGCGACGCGCAAGUGGGAGGUGGUGUUUGUGAACCCGGGCCGGCCGGGGGAGAGCUGGGUGCGGGUGGGGAGGAAGGGCGGCUGGGGUGAGGCGGAGGGCAGGCCGCUGAGGGCGGACGAGGUGCCGCCGGAGGAGCCGGAGGCGGAGAUUGAGGCGCUGAUCAUACCGGCAGUCGCGGAGCUGCAUGAUGAGCACAUUGCGUCCAAGAAGGCGUAG